AAGUCUUUUGCAGUUGCCCUCAAUAAUAUGGCGUUUGGUAAAAUGACCGACGAAGAUGUGCAAUUGAUCAAGUCCAGGGAAGUCGACAGUAUUGACCAAAUUCCUGAAGACACUAUGCAUUUAUUUUGCACCAAUGCAGAAGUAGAUGCAUUCAAUGAAAUGAAACUGUCUACAUUUAAAACCGAGCGAGCCGUAGAUGCCAAAUAUAUGAUUUCAAUGAAUGUGGACACCAGUGAUGGAAUAGUCAAUGGUGCAACAGGCAUCCUACGUCAAAUAGACUAUGACCGAAAUAAAAUUCCAUUCAGAGUGUGGAUGAAGUUCUUCGAUUCCAAGUCAGGCCAGGAAUGCCGCAAGAGAAACGAAUCCCUUAAGAAGUCUAUGGGUGUGUUAUACACCUGGACGCCCAUAGAAAAAGCUGCACGAGCUAUUAAAGUUUAAAAAGGCAGCAAUGUUCACGUUGAGCGUCUUCAGUUUCCUCUUGUAAUCAGUGAAGGAAUUACA
This is a messenger RNA of Anthonomus grandis grandis, 501 nucleotides long. RefSeq lists its product as uncharacterized. Bases 28 to 438 code for a protein of 136 amino acids. NCBI's taxonomy places the organism in Eukaryota, Metazoa, Arthropoda, Insecta, Coleoptera, Curculionidae. The record is from RefSeq and is a predicted model, not a curated record. The transcript has 2 exons.